This is a messenger RNA of Ilex paraguariensis (yerba mate), 726 nucleotides long. The record is from the annotation of a GenBank genome assembly. Lineage: Eukaryota; Viridiplantae; Streptophyta; Magnoliopsida; Aquifoliales; Aquifoliaceae.
AUGGACAUUAAUAACCAAAAGGAUCUUGUUCCUGCUGAAAUAGCUUAUAAGGAAGUUGAGGGGAAUACUGAAGGUGUGAAAGAGAAGGUUUUUAUACAGGUGGGAAAUAAUCACAAAGGAAAAAAGGUGUUCAAGCAGAAGUCUGUAGAAAUUGUGGAUGAGGAUGUGAAUAGAUUUGGUCCUCUAGCUGAUAAAGAUGAUGGGGGUUCUAUUCAAGGGGAAGGUUCAGGUACGGAGGAGAAUUUAGCUGUGAAGGAAAUUGAGGAAGAACAAUUGUUGGGAGUUAGGCCAGAAGAGAGAUGGGAUCCUCAGAUGCAAUCAGUGAUUGUUCAAUUAGAUCAGCCACAUGAGGAUGUUGCAGGUGGGAUAGAAAUGGGUAAAAGUGUUGAGGAGAUACAGUUGAGUCAGAAUAAUGAGGGGAGGGGAAAUCAAUUGUUAAUGGUUUCUCUCUCCUCUAGAGAUUCCUUUUAUGGAAAUCACCAAUAUGUUGCAAGAGUGGGUGUAAAUACUGUUGAUGAUGAAACAGGAAUAGUAAGGAGGACUGAUCCGCCUGAUCAAGGGUACUGGUCUGAUGAUGGAAGUUUGCUGAGACAAGGUAGAUCCAGGGGUCAACUGAAGGAUAUUGAUGAUGAUGACUCAAUGGAUUCAGAAUCAGAUUAUUUGGAGGUGGGUUCACUGGAUGUUACUGAUAGGCUGAGGCCAAGAAGUAAGUCUCUUAUUCUCUAA